GGUGUUUUGCAUCAAAAGAAAAAUCUUAAACUACAUAGGUACUGGCGUGUAUAGUAACACUCCAAAAGACGCAAAUUCAAUCCUUUUAGAACCUCUCAUACGCAAAUUCGUCACUCAUACGCUAAUUCCAAAGCUCGAAUAGCAGCUGAAAUGCCUGCAUUUUCUGUGGCUAGUGCAUGUAAAGCACCCACGACCUCAAUUAUCAAUUGUUCCAGAUUUUGUCAGCCUUCUUUUACCCCAAAACUAGGCAUUGAAUUGGCUACAUCAGGUUCAGCUGACAUUGGACUGUUGUCACUAAAAUUAAUGUCAAAGCAAGUGAAAGCUAUGACUUCGUCUGCAACUAUCCCCGCAUCGCAGUCAGAAAGUUCACCUUCAGUCUCACAGACCAAGCGGGCAUUGAUUUCAUUGUCUGAUAAGACUGAUUUAGCUCUGGUUGGAAGCGGGUUACAGAGCUUAGGGUACACCAUUGUCUCAACCGGAGGAACCGCAACUUCUUUGGAAAAUGCUGGUGUUUCUGUAAUUAAAGUGGAGCAGCUAACUUCUUUUCCUGAAAUGCUUGAUGGUCGUGUCAAAACUUUGCAUCCUUACAUACAUGGUGGCAUCCUUGCUAGAAGAGACCUUCAACAUCACAUGGAUGCUCUAGAGAAGCAUGGAUUUGGAACCUUUGACGUGGUGGUUGUAAAUUUAUACCCCUUUUAUGAUAAAGUAACUUCAGUUGGAGGAGUUCAUUUUGAGGAGGGAAUUGAGAAUAUUGAUAUUGGCGGGCCUACAAUGAUCAGAGGUGCUGCAAAGAACCACAAGGAUGUCUUGGUGGUGGUUGAUCCACAAGAUUACUGCUCUCUGAUAGAUUAUCUUAAGGGUGAUCAGGAUGACCAACAAUUCCGUAGGAAGCUUGCCUGGAAGGCUUUUCAGCAUGUAGCUGCGUAUGAUUCUGCAGUUUCAGAGUGGCUGUGGAAGGAGACUGAAGGAGAAGAUAAAUUUCCACCCAGCUUCACAAUACCAUUGUCCCUUAAAAGCUCACUUCGGUAUGGAGAGAAUCCUCACCAAAAAGCAGCAUUUUAUGUUGACAAGAGACUUGCUGAGGUCAAUUCUGGUGGUAUUGCUACAGCUGUUCAACACCAUGGAAAGGAAAUGUCGUAUAAUAACUACUUAGAUGCUGAUGCAGCUUGGAAUUGUGUCUCUGAAUUUGAAGAUCCCACUUGUGUGGUGGUGAAGCAUACAAACCCUUGUGGAGUUGCUUCACGUGAUGACAUCCUUGAAGCAUACAGACUAGCUGUCAAAGCAGAUCCAGUUAGCGCAUUCGGUGGCAUUGUGGCCUUUAACGUUAUAAUUGAUGAGACUCUUGCGAAGGAAAUUCGAGAGUUUAGAAGCCCUAUAGAUGGUGAGACUAGGAUGUUUUAUGAAAUUGUGGUUGCGCCCGGGUUUUCAGAGAAAGGACUUGAGGUACUCCGUGGAAAGUCAAAGACCCUGAGAAUUCUUGAGGCAAAGAAGAAUGACAAAGGAAAACUUUCUUUGCGACAAGUUGGAGGUGGUUGGUUAGCUCAGGAGUCUGAUGAUUUGACACCUGAAGAUAUCCAAUUUAAAGUUGUCUCCGAAAGAAGCCCAACAGCAAAGGAGCUAGAUGAUGCAAAAUUUGCCUGGCUUUGUGUGAAGCAUGUGAAGAGCAAUGCUAUAGUGAUCGCUAAGAAUAAAUGCAUGCUAGGCAUGGGUAGUGGGCAGCCAAACCGUGUUGAAAGUUUGAGAAUUGCUAUGAGAAAAGCGGGAGACGAGGUCAAAGGAGCAUCUUUGGCAAGUGAUGCUUUCUUCCCAUUUGCUUGGAAGGAUGCAGUAGAAGAAGCUUGUGAGAGUGGCGUAAGUGUCAUAGCGGAGCCUGGUGGCAGCAUUAGAGAUAAGGAUGCUGUAGAUUGUUGCAAUAAAUAUGGUGUCUCACUUUUCUUUACUGAAGUGAGGCAUUUCCGACAUUGAUCGAUGUAGCCAGUGUUGCCUUUCAUAUCAUCACAAUUAGAAGAGUUGUCGUACACCAUAAUGGAUUAGAGGGGUAAAUGUCGAAAUUUUGGUCGCCUGAUAAUGUUUAAUCUACCUGAGUUUGUAAUGUUAAUGUACCAAAAAGAUGUGUUCUUUUGGAUCGA
Molecule: messenger RNA, 2129 nt
Organism: Beta vulgaris subsp. vulgaris (sugar beet)
Lineage: Eukaryota; Viridiplantae; Streptophyta; Magnoliopsida; Caryophyllales; Amaranthaceae
Exons: 13
Coding region: 151-1965 (604 amino acids)
Biological process (GO): 'de novo' IMP biosynthetic process
Cellular component (GO): cytosol
Molecular function (GO): IMP cyclohydrolase activity; phosphoribosylaminoimidazolecarboxamide formyltransferase activity
Source: RefSeq, a predicted model, not a curated record